AUUUAUUCUUGUCUCAUGGCUAAGGAUACAACAACAGUCGCGCGACCGCGGAUGCCUCCAUAGUUGAGCGUGAGCUCCAAGAUGCACUGGUUGAGCGUAGCUACUACGACGACCUCGUCUCUCGAAACCUCGAGGCGCGUAGUUCAAUGACUGGACAGGAGCGCGCCGCGUCGGUGCUUGGGAAGAUGAAGAAGGGCCAGAGCGGUUCACGUAACAGUCCAAUGGCAAUGACUGAACAGGAGCGCGCCGCGUCGGUGCUUGGGAAGAUGAAGAAGGGCCCGAGCGGUUCACGUAACAGUCCAACGCCAAUGACUGAACAGGAGCGCGCCGCGUCGGUGCUUGGGAAGAUGAAGAAGGGCCCGAGCGGUUCACGUAACAGUCCAACGCCAAUGACUGAACAGGAGCGCGCCGCGUCGGUGCUUGGGAAGAUGAAGAAGGGCCGGGGCGGUUCACUUGAGUCCUCUGGGACGCCUCAUCCGCACGCGGGUUCGAGCAGCUCAGCUCAGCAAUCCAGACCUGGGAGUCCGCCUCUGAUAAGACCCACGCCGAUCCGCCCUCAGACAGCCGGGUCCCAUCCCCGGGGGUAUGACCUCGACGGCGAGCUGUUCAUUCGGACGACCGAGGAUGCCUCCAUGGUUGAGCGUGAGCUCCUCGACGGACUGGUGGAGCGCGGCUACUACGACGACCUCCUCUCUCGGGACCUCGAGGCGCGCAACAACGCUGAUCCGGAAUCGCCUCACCAGCGCGCCGAGAGGGAGGCCAGGGAGCAUGCGCAGAGGGCUCCGCAGAGAAACGCGCAGUACAUGCAGGCAGCGGGGGAAACACUUUUUCACUUCGCGCAGCAUGGAUACCCGGGCCAGAGUAGGGGGCCUUAUCCGCCUGAGCCUCAUCCGUGGAUCGGUCGCAUGGGACAGCACGGCGGCGCCGGGCAUGGGGCGGGAGCCCAACAUCAUCCCCGGGAUUAUGACCUCGACGGCGAGUUGCUCGAGCGUGACUUCGAGGCAUAUGAGCUUGAUUGAGUGGACGUAGCAUAAUCAUGGGGCAGUUACGAUAUCUCUGCGCCUGUCGUACGCGUCAUGUACAUUGUUGCGUCCAUAGUGGGAAUCGUAACGUGAAG
Messenger RNA from Fomitopsis serialis, 1117 nucleotides. RefSeq lists its product as uncharacterized. The transcript is spliced from 2 exons. NCBI's taxonomy places the organism in Eukaryota, Fungi, Basidiomycota, Agaricomycetes, Polyporales, Fomitopsidaceae. Bases 147 to 1019 code for a protein of 290 amino acids. The record is from RefSeq and is a predicted model, not a curated record.